Molecule: messenger RNA, 201 nt
Organism: Racocetra persica
Lineage: Eukaryota; Fungi; Glomeromycota; Glomeromycetes; Diversisporales; Gigasporaceae
Source: the annotation of a GenBank genome assembly
UUUAAAAAAUAAUUUAGAAAAAAUUAUUGAAGUGAUUUCAAAAAAAUGUAAUAGUUUGAACCAUAAAAGAAAAAGAGUAAAGAUAGAUGAUACUAUUUCAAAUGAAACUAGUGAUAAAUUAAAUAUUAUUACAAAUAAUGAUAAUAUAGAGGAAGAUUUAGUUAAAGAAAAAGAAAAUAGGAGUAGUAAUUGGAAUUUGAG